UUUGGUAGGCGGAUGGUGCUUAUUGCCAAGGGUGCCAUAGAAUCGCGGUUUUCUGUGUAAUUUAGGGCUCAAUUUAAUGUUUUUAACAAACAUAUUUUCUAAAAUGCCCGUCCAACUUUACAAGUAACAGUGUUAUAAAGAGCGACGUUAUACAAAGCAAAGAUAUUAUGUUGAAAAGUAAAAUACUUUUUAAUUUAUUUUGUAUGAGUAUUAUUUAUGAUGUUUAUGCAGACGACUACGAAAAUGACGACAAGAUAUACAUGCUCGUAUCUCGAGACCAGCACGAGCGCACCCCGCGCCUGGAAGACUUCUUCUGGACAGGCUCAGGAGACGGUCCACCACCACCUCCAGACCCGCCCAUACCAACGCCAGCUAAGCCGACGUCACCGUAUGUCCACACCACUACCGUACUUGCCACUGUGUACUUGGAUUCUUACCCGCCACAGGCGGUGACAGAUAAGACCACAGGAGAAUGUGUCCUCAACUGUGGUGAACCAGGAGUACCCGACAGCUUGGAGCCAGAAAUACCAGAGGACCGUCGCUACUGGCUCCUAACAGUCAUCCAGGGGUCCACGCCUGACAGCUUACAACUGAGACUAGCCAGGUUGUACCAAAAAGCCUUUUUAAGACAGCAAGAAAGACACCUUGGCAUCAUAAAAUCACUAGACGCACCUACUUCAAGAAAGAAACAUGAUGUUCAUUCUUUCGUUGUAAACAAAGACAGCAAUGUUAACCAAGUAUCAUACAGCGCAGAAACACCAUACCGAUACCACGAUCUGCACAGUUCUGUGGCAGACCCUGUAGAGUCAUUAAGUAGUCUUACUAAAGUAGUAGAAAAAUCAUUUCCUUCUUCCAUAAAUUCGUCAAAAAUGAUGUUACGUGUAUACCCUGACGAUCAUUUAACAUUAAUCGAUAAUGUAGACCCAAAGUCAGUUAUAUCUGAAAUAAAAGCAACAAGAAUAAGUGAAGUAGAAUCGUGGAUACUGGCAACUCCUACAGUAGUGUUAAGGAAAAGGGAGAUAAGAGACCGUGAAGAGUUAGAAGAUGUUAAGGAGGAUUUGAUUGAUUUGCCGCUGGAGACAGAUACGAGUAACGAGACGUUGUUGUUCAAGCGAGAGAUAAUAAAACCAGAACAGCAGCCACCUGUGCAAGUGCACAUACAGAAUAUUACUGAAUCGCCAGAAACCGGUAGCGUUCAAAUAGUAUACGUGGUCCUUGUUGGUGGUCGCGCAGUGCCUGCUGCAGUAGCAGCAAGAGACAUGCGUCUCGUGAGAGACGCAGAAGUGGCAAGGGAGCUGGGAGCAGUUGUCACUACUAAGGCUGAGCCAGCGUACCUGAAGGCAGCCGAAGGUCUGGAGGGUGAGGCGGAGACAGGAGGCGUCCAUGGAACCGAGCUUUGGGCCCUCGCAGUGGGAGCAGUCGUGGCAGUACUACUGCUCCUGGUCCUCUUGGCUUUGCUGUGUCUGGCACAUAGCAGGAGGAAAGCAAUCAAAUCAGCAGCUUCCCUACGAGCGUACAGGAACGAGAUGUUACGAGAAGCAGAACGCAAUCAGUUGAAACAAGUUCAUGAAGAAAAGGAUGGGCGAUUGAUCAGCGUAGUGUCUCCGAGCAGGACAAGACCAAGCAGUACUUUACUACCAAUUUACAGAGCUGGUAGUGCUUCAAGUUCCUCAACAACCUCCUCUGGAGUAUCAGAAGUAGCAGCAGCUAUACGCCGAAGACAGAAGAAGCCCCAUGCAUUACGAAUGCCUCAAAAGAAAAGAGUGGGCACUACAGACAGUUUGCUGGAAGCAGCAGGCGUUGAUAGCUCGGAUAGUCAGGCAUCAGCGCCGCACACACCUACCUCAUAUCUUUCGAUGCCAUCAGUCAACUCCUUCCCAAGGGGCAAUAUCGUUGAGCCACUAUCCCGUAUCCUGGAACCAGUAUCGGUGCGUCAUCUGGACAUAGAUUCGCCGUGGUCUAGUCCAAAGCAAAAGACUGACAGGACCCAGGACAAAACCAAGGAUGUGGUGCAAAGGCGACAGAUGCCUUCACAGCUGGUGCGGCUCGGAAGCAUAGAUAAGGACCCAGGAGUCAUAGGACCUUUGGUAUGGGAUCUUCACUGCCAGAGGAUUAAAGAUGCAUCAAAGCCAUCCAGUCCCACCAAGUCUGGAGGCAAGCCCGUCCCGUCCCGCAUGAGGCAGCGGUUCAACGAGCUUAUGGAUGACGCGUUUACGCUGUUUGGAAGUGCCUCGGGACAGUCCCGGGACACGCCAGGUGAAUCUGAGAGGGACAGCGGAGACAAGCUUAAGAAGUCAGAUACAGAGCAACUAGCCCAGGCAAGGAACGACAACGUGCGUCUACCGGGCUCCCCUUACACUGCCCUUGACACCGUGAGGGGACGAUCAGCUGGCACUGGAAGAGGUGGCACUCAACCAGCAGAGGCGACCGCUAGCGUGCGCCCGCGCACAUCGUUCACGCGGCCGGUAGCCGAGCGUAGGGCUCCGCCCCCCGCCAGGGCUUGGGGGCCCACGCCGCCACACUCGCUGACCGGAGUGGCAGGUCGCGUCCCCGCAGUCAACCCUUCCUUGGUCCUGUCUGAAGGCCGCCUCGCACCGGAAGACCCUGCUAUCCCGCUCAUCUCCGCAAUAAAGAGCGAGAUACAACGCAUCAGGGAACACGCACAUAAACCUGACACGUAACUUGUAAUCCGAAAGCGUCAAGUGAUCCUGGUGGCCAUUUUUCAAACUUCAACAUUUCUGUUCAUCAAAUCUUAAAUUGGUUUUUGUCUCAAUGAUUGAUGGGUAGGGGGAUUAUUUUUUAUAUUUAUACAUUUUUUUUUUCAGUGAAAAUCUAACCUCAGGAUCUAUGAGGAACCUCAUAAUUUAAGUAAUAUUAAUUGUAAGAAUCUCUAUUAGAUAAUGAUGUAUGGAUAAGACAAACAUAGGUGGUUAAUUUCAAUGUUUUUGUUAUGUAUUUGAUGUUUUGAUAUUAUUUAUCAGUUGUUUAUAUUUAUUAUUUAAUUUUGUAUUGUAUAUUUGAAAGGAAUUAUGUUUGUUGAACUUCUUUGUAAAUACUAAUCGUUUUGAUAUAAUAUGUACCUAUGUAGAGAAUAAGAAGGUAGUAGAACAGUAGUUUCACAAUUAGAAUUUGAUGCCAACUCUACUUUAUACAAGUACUAGAUCUUUUUUGGAAAUCAUGUUUAUGAAUUUUUGGAAUAAAAUUGUUCAAAAUAAA
Ostrinia furnacalis (Asian corn borer) is the source of this 3216-nucleotide messenger RNA. RefSeq lists its product as uncharacterized. The transcript has 15 exons. Bases 168 to 2681 code for a protein of 837 amino acids. NCBI's taxonomy places the organism in Eukaryota, Metazoa, Arthropoda, Insecta, Lepidoptera, Crambidae. The record is from RefSeq and is a predicted model, not a curated record.